This is a messenger RNA of Ilex paraguariensis (yerba mate), 837 nucleotides long. The record is from the annotation of a GenBank genome assembly. Lineage: Eukaryota; Viridiplantae; Streptophyta; Magnoliopsida; Aquifoliales; Aquifoliaceae.
AUGGGUGGAAGCUUGAUCGAUGAUGAUUGGGAGUUUACAUUACCGUCGAAUGGGGUUAAAACUGUGGUUUUGAUUGGACGUACGGGUAAUGGCAAAAGUGCGACGGGCAAUAGUAUCCUUUGGAGAAGGGCAUUCAAGUCAAGGUCUUCCUCAACUGGUGUUACUAGUACUUGUGAAAUGCAGAGGACUGUAUUGGGAGAUGGCCAGAUUCUCAAUGUGAUUGACACUCCUGGAUUGUUUGAUGCUUCUGUUGAACCUGAAUUUAUUGGCAAAGAAAUUGUUAAGUGCAUCAAUAUGGCCAAGGAUGGUAUCCAUGGAGUUCUUGUAGUUCUUUCAGUCAGAAACCGCUUUACGCUAGAAGAAGAAGCUGCUGUUCAUAGCUUGCAGACCUUCUUUGGAAGCAAAGUUAAUGAUUACAUGAUUGUAGUGUUUACCGGUGGGGAUGAACUUGAAGAAAAUGACGAGACUCUGGAAGAUUACUUGGGUCGUGACUGUCCUGAGCCUCUAAAGAAAAUCCUCCUACUUUGUGGAAAUCGGCGAGUGCUAUUUGAUAACAAAACAAAGGACGAAAGCAAGAGAGCAGCACAAAUUCAGCAACUGCUUUCACUUCUAAAUGUGGUCAUAGCACACAAUGGUGGACAACCAUAUACGGAUGAGCUUUUUGCUGAGUUGAAGGAAGGAGCUAUGAAACUUCAUGAUCAAACAGAAGAAGUUAAGUUGAAAGGGUACUCUAAACAGGAGAUAUCCGAGUUGAAAGAGCAGAUGAAUAAAUCAUACGAAGAACAGCUUAUGCGUAUAACUGAGAUGGUAUCCAUACUCCCUAACUUUAAACAGUAG